CGGCGCGGCCGGCGCGGUGCAGUGUGGGCUGGCGGCGGCUGAGGCGGAGCUGGGUCUGAAUGAAGGCGCCGCGGGCCAGGGGCCGCCGGCUCCGCUGAGCGCCCUGGGGCCUCGCCCGCCCCGCACUCCGUCCCGUCCCUCGCCCCGUCCCUCCCCCCGCGGGCGGGCAGCGGCCGCCCGGGCCCCGCCAUGUCCUACAACAAGAUCCCGCCGCGCUGGCUCCACUGUCCCAGGAGGGGGCAGCCCGUGGCAGGUGAAUGUUGUCACUGCUGCCUGCUAUGAGAUAAACAAACUUUGCUCUUUUCAAUAUUCUCAAUAAGUUCUUUCCUUUAUAAGGGAAGUUUUUACCUUUGAAGACAAUGUUAGGACCAAGAUAUGAUGAACAGGUUGCUGAAGAAAAUCGUUUUCACCCGAGUAUGUUAUCCAACUACUUAAAGAGUCUGAAGGUUAAAAUGGGUUUACUGGUAGACUUGACGAACACCACUAGAUUCUAUGACAGGAAUGAUAUAGAGAAAGAGGGGAUUAAAUAUAUAAAGCUCCAGUGUAAAGGGCAUGGUGAAUGCCCUACACCUGAGAAUACAGAAACGUUUAUCCGUGUGUGUGAACACUUCAGUGAUAAGAAUCCCUCAGAGCUUAUAGGUGUCCAUUGCACACAUGGUUUCAAUAGAACUGGAUUUCUGAUCUGUGCCUUUUUGGUCGAGAAGUUGGACUGGAGUAUUGAGGCUGCUGUGGCUACUUUUGCUCAGGCUAGACCACCAGGUAUUUAUAAAGGUGACUAUUUGAAGGAAUUGUUUCGUCGUUAUGGAGAUGAAGAUGAUGCACCGUCACCACCUGAGCUACCAGAAUGGUGCUUUGAAGAGGAUGAAGAGGAGGAUGAUGAUGAUAAUGGUAAAACAGGAGGCCAGGAAUCAGAACCUGGAUCAUCAGGCUCUUCCUUUGGCAAGAGGAGGAAAGAACGACUAAAACUGGGUGCAAUUUUCUUGGAAGGAAUAACAGUUAAAUGUGUGACCCAGGUGACAACACAACCAAAGUUAGGAGGAAUACAGCAAAAAUGUCAGCAGUUCUGCGGAUGGGAAGGAUCUGGAUUCCCUGGAGCACAGCCUGUUUCCAUGGACAAGCAAAAUAUUAAAUUUUUGGAGCAGAAGCCAUACAAAGUUAGCUGGAAAGCAGAUGGCACUCGGUACAUGAUGCUGAUUGAUGGCAAGAAUGAAGUUUAUAUGGUUGAUAGAGACAACUCUAUUUUUCAUGUAUCUAACCUGGAAUUUCCGUUUCGUAAAGACCUUCGCACACAUCUAACAAACACUCUUCUGGAUGGGGAAAUGAUCAUCGACAAGGUUAAUGGACAGGUUGUCCCUCGGUACUUGAUAUAUGACAUUAUUAAGUUUAAUGGACAGCCCGUUGGAGACUGUGAUUUUAAUGUUCGACUUGCAUGUAUAGAGAAAGAGAUUAUAUUUCCACGACAUGAAAAGAUGAAAAAUGGUCUUAUCGACAAAGCACAGGAACCAUUCAGUGUUCGAAACAAACCAUUUUUCGACAUCUACGCUUCAAGAAAGCUCCUGGAAGGAAGCUUUGCCAGAGAAGUUAGCCAUGAAGUGGAUGGACUGAUAUUUCAGCCUACAGGAAAAUACAAGCCGGGUCGAUGUGAUGAUAUUUUGAAGUGGAAGCCACCCAGCCUGAACUCUGUUGAUUUUCGUCUAAAGAUAACAAGAAUUGGUGGAGAGGGGCUGCUCACCCAGAAUGUUGGUCUUCUUUAUGUUGGAAACUUUGACAGACCUUUUGCACAAAUUAAGGUGACAAAAGAACUGAAACAGUACGACAAUAAAAUUAUAGAGUGCAAGUUCGAGAACAACAGCUGGGUCUUCAUGAGACAGAGAAUAGACAAAAGCUUUCCAAAUGCCUACAGCACUGCCAUGGCUGUAUGCAACAGCAUCCAGAACCCGGUCACGAAGGAGAUGCUGUUUGAGUUCAUUGACAGAUGCGCAGCAGCUUCUCAAGGACAGACGCGGAAACACCACCUCGAUCCUGACACCGAACUCAUGCCACCCCCACCGCCCAAAAGGCCACGCACCAUAACAUAAGGCCUGGCUCGCAGCCCAUAGUGUGUUUACAGUUCUGCAGAAGGUGGAACGCAAGUGUGAAGGCUGGAAAAAAAGCAAUCUGAAUUGCUGUAAAUACUUGGGUGUGGCUUUUUGAGUUUGUUUUGGGUUUCUUGUUGUUCUUUUUAGUUUUGUUUUGUUUUAAAUUCCACAUACAAAUGGACAUUGUUUUGUAACUGAUAAAUUCGACCUUACCUUAUGGUAUUUGAAGAUGAAAUUUCCAAAGGUUUAGACAAGAACAGUACAAUGAAGUCAAUGGAAAGCUGCCUUGUUUAUAUAUGGAUCUCUUUUCACCUUUAAUUUAUAAUGCCAGCAAUCUGGAACUGAGAAAACAUUGGGAUGCUGUACUUUUUAGAGGCUGUAUUUAAAAAAAAAGCAGAAGUGUUUUUUUUAUCGUUUAACUGGUUGCAGUUUGUCACCCAGGGUAUAAUUGGUCCUAGUUUCCCUGCAUUUCCAAGGCUUGUAUUUAACAGCAAACAGCAAUGUUGUUUGUGCUCUGUGUUGGUUAAAAACUAAGCCACCUUAGAUUUCACUAAUUUCAAAAUUAGAUGGUUUUUGUUGUUGAAAUAUUAAAAAACUGAAUCCUUCUUGUACAUAGCAUCCCUUUGAAAGGAAAUGUGCUGGGUGUUUGUUUUUUCCCCCUGUUUGAACCUAACACAACAAAUGUAUAGUGGGCUGAUUUUAGCUUUGCCUUUUAAAGUUUGUCUGUAGAUAAGGAAUACACCAAAUCCUUAGUAUUAAGGUCUCUAUUGAGGGACCGUUUCUAGUACAGGGCUUAGUUCUCCACAGUGAUACCAUUGUAAAUAUGAUUAAAAAGUACACAUCACUGUGAUAUGCAAGAGUAAUAAGUAGUGCUAAUCAUGAUGUCUUAGAUCCAGGCACAAAAGGGCAAAAGAAAUGCCAGAAAACUCCUGCGUAAGAGAGGAGGUAGCACGGAGCACACUGGCAGAUUUUCCUGACGUGAGUUUUGGGGAGCUGCGUGCUGGUUGUCCAACGGAGGGGUUGUUCUGCGCUGGCAUUAGUUGGAAACCAAAUGCAGAUUUUGAAGUUUACUGUACAUUUAUCAAGCAGGGAUUGAAUUGGCUCUUUCUGUAGUUGACUUAGUGAGUCAUCCGUUGAUUCAGCAAUCUGAUUAGUGAAGCUCGUUGAUUUGUUAUAACUAAAAUGCAUUUCUGUUUAAAUGAGUUUUAAUGUUUGUAAGCAAAAUUGACUCCUGCAGGUUUUUUUUUUUUUUUAUGGAAAUUUUAGGACUAUGCUUUGUGGUGGCUUCUCUAGUUGUUUCAACCUGUUGUAUAAAUGCACACGGCAUCAUUUAGAUGGUGUUCCUAGCGUCUUUUUCUAGAGUAUUCCAUAUGUGUUUUAGAGAACUGAAGGAGUUACAUAAGUUACUUUUUAUACUAUGGUAAAACUUGGGGGGAAAAAAUGUGUUGAUCAAAUUUCUUUUCUUCAACUGUACAUAGUUUCUGCAUAUUAUCUAUAGAAAAGAUAUAAAAUCACCUAUGCAAGGUUGCAAAAUUAUCUCCUAAAAAGAGCCUUAUGAAUUUGAUGUGAACACCUAUGCAGCCUCUGUGCAUCUUGCAUUGAAACACACAGUCAGUUAUUUCUUCACUCAGUAUAAUUUCCCCCGAUGAUACUCGUCACUGAGAUCGCCUUGGCAUACGCUCUGUCGCAGAUCUUCACGGUUCUGCGGCAGUCGCAAUGUGUGUGAUGAUUACAGCCCUCUCCAGGAGGUGAGGACGUUUCAUUCUUGUGAGGACCUAUCCAGGUUAUUUCCAUCCUUCCCAGCCCUUACAUCUUGUGUUUCAACCAGACGUAGCUUCGGGUUUUCCUGCUCCUUCAGAGCUGCGGCACCGCCGGCCGUCUUCCACCUGCAUUCCACUGAGCCCAUCAAUGUGGUGUGGCCCUCCCUCCUAUUUUGACAGUGUCUUUUUUUCCACUUUUGGCUUGAAACAGAUAUUUUGAAAGAGUAAUGACCCUGAGAAGGUUUAGAGCUCCGUGGUCGUAUUUGAUUGUUAAACUCUUCUUGCACUAUGACCUGAAGCUUUUUAGAGAGGUCAAUCGCCUCUCCUUUUCUGGAAAAGGAAGCUACUGGGGAAGGGUUGAAUGAAGAACCUGAUGGAAAAAAGAAAGGAAUUUCACUUGGACAAGAUGAGUUUAAUGCUGUGAGAAAUGCAAACCUCCUUUCUCUGCUACUAGAUAUUCAAGAGGUUAAAGCUAAGAAGCAAAGAAGAGUCUGUGCCAGGAAAAUAAUGAUAAAAAAAACCCUUAACUUGUCUGUUCUUCGGUGUACAGCAUGAAUUCAUCCACCGUUUUGUCAUUUGUUAAAUAUAUAAUUAAAAUUUGGUUUCAGUGCAGUUUCCAGAAAAUGUUACAUUCCUCUACAAACUGUGUAUUAAGUAUUUUAAUAAAAGUCGAUGGUUUAAAA
This is a messenger RNA of Columba livia (rock pigeon), 4521 nucleotides long. It is a transcript of the gene RNGTT, whose product is annotated as RNA guanylyltransferase and 5'-phosphatase. The record is from RefSeq and is a predicted model, not a curated record. The transcript has 17 exons. Gene Ontology annotation, biological process: 7-methylguanosine mRNA capping; protein dephosphorylation. The coding region runs from base 360 to 2078 and encodes 572 amino acids. Gene Ontology annotation, molecular function: mRNA guanylyltransferase activity; mRNA 5'-triphosphate monophosphatase activity; protein tyrosine/serine/threonine phosphatase activity. Lineage: Eukaryota; Metazoa; Chordata; Aves; Columbiformes; Columbidae.